AUGGCUGGCAUUGGGAACUGGCUGCUUCCUUGGAUGUGGGACAUGGGCUCCGAGAGCUGGGAGGUGGUGGAGGAGCCUCGUGCACGGGGCAGCCCAGGGCAGGAGCUGCAGAGGCACGAGGGGUACCUGCUCAAGAAGAGGAAAUGGCCCCUGAAGGGCUGGCACAAGCGGUACUUUGUGCUGGAAAACGGGAUCCUGAAAUACUCCACCACCCGCCAGGACGUCCUCAAGGGCAAACUGCACGGUGCCAUCGACGUCCGUCAGUCCGUCAUGUCCGUCAACAAGAAGGCGCAGAGGGUCGACCUGGACACGGAGGAGAACAUUUACCACCUCAAGAUCAAGUCCCCGGAGCUCUUCUCCAGCUGGGUGAGCAGCCUCUGCACCCACCACCACGGGGAGAAGCCCUGUCCCACGGGGGGCCCCGGGGGGAGGACCCCCACCAACGCCCAGGGCCAGUGGACGAGGAUCCUGCCCUCGGGCAGUGCCCCUGCCCUGUCCACGCUCGCCAGCUCCCGGGACAAGGUGAACGCCUGGCUGAAGGACAGCGAGGGGCUGGAGCGCUGCUCGGCCGAGCUGUCGGAGUGCCAGGCCAAGCUGCAGGAGCUGACGGGAAUGCUCCAGAACCUGGAGGCCCUGCACCGCAUCCCCUCGGCCCCGCUCAUCUCCGGCGGCCAGCCCUCGGCCGCCGCGGAGAGGCCGAAGAAGGGCCGGAGGACCACCAAGAUCUGGUGCACCCAGAGCUUUGCCAAGGAC
Molecule: messenger RNA, 753 nt
Organism: Manacus vitellinus (golden-collared manakin)
Lineage: Eukaryota; Metazoa; Chordata; Aves; Passeriformes; Pipridae
Gene: OSBPL7
Product: oxysterol binding protein like 7
Exons: 8
Source: RefSeq, a predicted model, not a curated record